Messenger RNA from Exaiptasia diaphana, 1444 nucleotides. RefSeq names its product peptidase M20 domain-containing protein 2. Gene Ontology annotation, molecular function: dipeptidase activity. Lineage: Eukaryota; Metazoa; Cnidaria; Anthozoa; Actiniaria; Aiptasiidae. The record is from RefSeq and is a predicted model, not a curated record. The transcript is spliced from 2 exons. The coding region runs from base 119 to 946 and encodes 275 amino acids.
CAAAAGUAUCAAAAGCAUUAGAAGUCCGAAGUCGGAAAUCAGAAGUCCGAAGUCGGACCAUCUCGGCCAUCGUACAUUUCAGUGAAGAUCAAAAAAAGCACGGGAAAGCAGACACGUCAUGGCGGAAGUCUCUAAGCUCAAGAAACUUGCUUGUCAAACGAUUGAUAAACACGCUGACGAACUUAACGAGAUCAACAGAAAAAUAUGGGGAAACCCAGAACUUCUUUUCGAAGAAAAACUAGCCCAUCAAAUCCUCACAGAUUAUCUCGACAAGCAAAACUUUGAGGUGAGUAGACAUUGCACCAUGGAGACGGCGUUUCGUGCUUCAAGUGGUGGCGAACAAGGACCGUGUAUUGGGGUGAUUAGUGAGUAUGAUGCACUUCCAGAGGUUGGCCAUGCUUGCGGACACAAUCUGAUAGCUGAAUCGGGUGUGGCUGCUGGAUUAGGAAUCAAAGCUGCUUUAGAGGCAACAAACAACAAACUUGGUAAAGUUGUUGUACUUGGAACUCCAGCUGAAGAAGGAGGAGGUGGAAAGGUCAUAAUGAAUGAGAAAGGCUGCUUUAAGGAUAUUGACUUCUGUAUGAUGGUUCAUCCAACACCUGUAGACUCCACAAUGCCAUCAGUGUUGGCCAACAACACAUUGAAAGCAACUUUCAAAGGGCAGUCAUCACAUGCAGCAGCAUUUCCCUGGGAAGGUGUUAAUGCACUUGAUGCUGCUGUGGCAGCAUACAGUAGUAUCAGCAUGCUGCGGCAGCAAAUGAAACCAACAUGGAGGGUACAUGGUGUAUUUACUGAAGGUGGAGUCAAGCCUAACAUCAUCCCUGAUAGAGCAUGUUUGAAGUAUUAUUAUAGAGCAACAUCUGAUGAAGAAAUGGAUCACUUGAAACAAAAGCUUAUCAGCUGUUUUGAAGGAGCAGCAACCUCUACAGGUCAGUGGCUGCUGUAAUGUUUUUAUUUCAUGUCUCUUGGAUUUAUUUAUUUAUUGAAGUUGUUUGAUUCAUUGAGACACUGUACACAGGUGAAUGCAGGUUGCUGUAACUUUGUUUAUUGCAAUUUCGUUUGAGCUUUUCAGACUGAUGAUUUAUGCAGAUCAUUUGUUUGCUUAAAAAUACAUUGGUUGCAUUGGUAUUGACUGGUAGGGUGAUUGAUUGAGUGGCUGGUUGGUUGGUUGGUUCAAUGACAAACUCAGUGGUAGGUUUAUGAUUCAACAUUUUUGGUUCAAAAGGUGAUUGAUAUCAUAUAUGUAAAUUGAUGUUCUGGGUUAGGGACUGAUUGAUAGAUCCUUCUUGUAUCAUGUCUGACAUACUGGUAAGUUAAUGCACUCAUAGAUUGAGGUUCAUCAACAGGUUCAAUUGGUUGGUUGGUUUUCAACCGACUGAAGUUGAUUUGAAUUCAUUGGUUGACUGCUGUGCAUUGAUUGAUGUGAUACUGCAGUGUUAUUAUG